This is a messenger RNA of Phragmites australis (common reed), 1310 nucleotides long. Its product is annotated as probable L-ascorbate peroxidase 3, peroxisomal. NCBI's taxonomy places the organism in Eukaryota, Viridiplantae, Streptophyta, Magnoliopsida, Poales, Poaceae. Gene Ontology annotation, molecular function: heme binding; peroxidase activity. The transcript has 9 exons. Gene Ontology annotation, biological process: hydrogen peroxide catabolic process; response to reactive oxygen species; cellular response to oxidative stress. Bases 227 to 1111 code for a protein of 294 amino acids. The record is from RefSeq and is a predicted model, not a curated record.
UGCUUUCUCCAGGCUUCCACUCCAUUCGAUUCCUCCCUUCCGUUCAUUCCCUUUUCCCUCCCUUUUCUCCCCGCUUCCUACAAUAGCGUUCCCUGCUCCAGAGCAGAGCAGAGCAGAGGAGAGCUCCCCUGUUUCUUACUUGGCCAACUGCUGCUUCCUCUGCUUCCACACAACAAUCACUUCGACGUAGCACAAUCGGAGCAGGCAAAGGGUAGUGGCAGAAGCAAUGUCGGCGGAGGCGGCGGCGCCGGUGGUGGACGCGGAGUACAUGGCGGAGAUCGAGAAGGCGCGGCGGGACCUCCGUGCCCUCAUCGCCAGCAAGAGCUGCGCGCCCAUAAUGCUCCGCCUGGCAUGGCAUGACGCUGGCACUUACGACGCGAAGACGAAAACCGGAGGCCCCAAUGGUUCAGUCAGGUUUCCGGUGGAGUACAACCACGCUGCGAAUGCAGGGCUCAAGAUUGCUAUUGACUUUCUAGAGCCAAUUAAACAGAAGCACCCCAAGAUCACAUAUGCAGACCUGUAUCAGCUCGCCGGAGUUGUCGCCGUUGAAGUUACUGGUGGACCAACCAUUGAUUUUGUUCCUGGCAGGAAGGAUUCUUCAGUUUGCCCUGAGGAAGGACGUUUGCCCGACGCAAAGCAAGGUGCUUCACAUCUUAGAGACGUCUUUUCUCGCAUGGGCUUAUCUGACAAGGACAUAGUAGCACUCUCAGGGGGCCAUACUCUGGGGAGAGCGCGUCCAGAGAGGUCGGGAUUUGAUGGCGCGUGGACUAAGGAUCCGCUGAAAUUCGACAACUCAUAUUUUGUUGAGCUCCUGAAAGGGGACUCCGAAGGGCUCCUGAAGCUACCUACAGAUAAGGCUCUUGUGGAAGAUCCCGAUUUCCGUCGCUAUGUCGAAAAAUAUGCCAAGGAUGAAGACGCAUUCUUCAGGGACUACGCAGAGUCACACAAGAAGCUCUCAGAGCUGGGCUUCACACCGCCUCGCUCAUCGCUCUUGUGCAAAUCAGGGGAGAAAGCAAAGUCCUGUCUGAUGCAAGCUGCAGCUGGGGUCGCGGUUGCUGCUGCCGUUGUUGCAUGGGCAUACCUGUGUGAAUCCAACAAGAAGAUUGGCUAACUGGCUUCUGCUCAUAUUAUUACAGCAGCUCUCAUGGGAGAGUUGAAACAAAAGUACUGAAAAAUUUGGAUGUUGUGCCCUUGUAUUCGUACACGUUGGUGCUACCAUGCAUGUUAUGUUGUGAGGUGUUCAGACAAUGCAAUAAAGACUGUGUAAAGAAAAAUGAGAGAAUGAAAUAAUGGCACAUAUGUUUAUACCA